This is a messenger RNA of Aspergillus thermomutatus, 1458 nucleotides long. RefSeq names its product PHP domain protein. The coding region runs from base 1 to 1458 and encodes 485 amino acids. The record is from RefSeq and is a predicted model, not a curated record. Lineage: Eukaryota; Fungi; Ascomycota; Eurotiomycetes; Eurotiales; Aspergillaceae. Gene Ontology annotation, molecular function: 5'-3' DNA exonuclease activity; 5'-3' RNA exonuclease activity. The transcript is spliced from 2 exons.
AUGAAGGGUAUCUGUUCAAUUGCCUGGCUAGUUCCGCUCUUGGAACUGGCUGCUGCCACGCGAGCACCCAUCAAGAAGACCCUGACCGGUCAUAUUGACCCUUCCCAGGUCUUCUCCUUUGUCUACGCUCCAUUCGAAGUGGAAGUGGGGACAACUUCCAUCUCCGUUGUGCAGAGCUACUCGAAGAAGGGGCAGGGAAAUGCCCUUGAUCUGGGGAUCUUCGAUCAACGGGGAUACCAGAUGAUGGAUGCAGUGAAUGGCACCACGGGCUCUCGAGGCUGGUCCGGUGGUUUCAGAAACAACUUCACCAUCACUCCCUCCUGGGCUACCCCCGGCUACAACCCCGGCGCCGUCGAACCGGGCACCUGGAACGUCGUCCUGGGCCCCUACACAUCCGUCCCUGAAGGGAUCGACUGGCAGCUCGACAUCGAAAUGUCCUUCGACCCCGUCGACUCGUGGUUCUCCCCAUACUACGCCACCACUGACAUGAACCCCCUCUGCAACGGCUGCCAGGAAGACUCGUCGUUCACCUGGAUGCGCGGCGACUUCCACAUGCACACCGUCUACUCGGACGGUAAAUACACACCGGACCAGCAAAUCCGGAACGCCCUGUCCCGCAAUCUAUCCUUCAUCUUCUUCAGCGACCACAACACCGACACCAGCAAUCAGAUCGUCGGCGCCUACCAGGCAUCGCUCGCCCCAGAUCUGCUCAUCGGCCGCGCCAUCGAGGUCACCACCCGCUACGGCCACUGGCAGGCUGUCGGUCUCGACCGCGACCAGAUCAUCGAGUGGCGGUACACGCCCGACGACAACCCUGGCUUCGCUGCCGCCGCGCACCAGGUCCACCGCGCCGGUGGCUUCGUCUCAGCCAACCAUCCCUUUGCCGCUUGCCCCGCGUGUGACUGGGGUCUCGGGUGGGAGGAGAAUGACGCGGUGGAGGUAUGGAAUGCGCAGUGGGAUGAACCGGAUCAGCAGGCCGUCCAGAAGUGGCAUGAACUGCUUGUAGAUGGGAAAUUCAUGACCGCCAUCGGAGGGAGCGAUUCUCACUCUCCUCCGUCGCUGAACGGGUGGCCGACGACCGUCGUCAAGGCGAGAGGACGCAGCCAGGCUGCUAUUGUGGAGGGUGUCAAGGCUGGCCGCGCGUAUCUGGUUCAAGGGCCGGGCAUGGACGUCGCGUUUGAGGUGCAGAUUCCCUCGCUGUCGGCGCCCGCGCAGAUUGGUGACAGGCUCCGGACGACUGCGGCGGGUGCCAAUGCUAUCUUUUCGGCUGAGGGGCUGUCGAACCUCAAGGCUUGCUUUAUUUCCGAUAAGGGGUAUUUCUACAAUACUACCAUUGAGGAUACAGUACAGAUCAAACGGGGCGUGCCGUCCGGGGCCAAGUUUGUUCGGGUGGAGGUUCGCAAUGGCACGACAGAGGAAGUGCUUGCCUUGACCAACCCGGUUUGGUUCUUGGGCUGA